Messenger RNA from Moneuplotes crassus, 758 nucleotides. The record is from the annotation of a GenBank genome assembly. Lineage: Eukaryota; Ciliophora; Spirotrichea; Euplotida; Euplotidae.
AUGGAAUACUCUGAAUCUCAAAUUACUUAUAAGCUAAAAAUAAUAAUGUUGGGAGAUUCUUCCGUUGGCAAAACAAGUAUGAGUCAAAUGAUAGAAAAUCCUGACCAAGAAUACAUUUCUGUUGAUUCUACAGUGGGCUUUGAAUAUAUUAGCAAAGUUUACGAAUGUGAUGGGGACUUGGUCCAAGUCCAUCUCUGGGAUACAGCUGGCCAAGACAAGUACGGUUCCUUGUCAGAUCAAUACUUUAAAAGAGCAGCUGGAGCUUUCAUAAUAUUUGAUAUAUCAAGUAAAUAAGUCUUUUGAAAGCUGUAAAGGAUGGCAUUCUCAGCUUAAAGAAGCAGGAGAAAACUCAGUCGAAGUAGUCCUGAUAGGCAACAAAGUUGACCUUGAAGAUGAAAGAGAAGUCACUUUCAAAGAAGCUCAAGAAUUUGCAAAGGAACAUUCUUUCUCUUACAUAGAGACUAGUGUGAUGAUGAACAAAAAUAUCAUGGAAGCAUUUCAACUCUUAAUAAACCGACUCAUUGCUAGUCUGAAGAAAUUAGAGAAAAAUACAAUAAGUAGUUCUAGCCAACAAUAUAUGAGUCCAGGUCCUCAAAGAAGGGAAUACUCUUCGUCGAUUGUUUUGAGGAAGAAGGCAGAACUUCUAGAUUCAAGAAACCGAGGUAUGAAAUCCUCUAACUGAAAGUGUUAGAUCACCUGAGGAGCUCUCAAGUGGAGUCAGUAAUUAGUAUUUUUAUGAUAACUACAACCAUGAUUAU